AGAGAGAGAGAGAGAGAGUCACGCUUACAAGCCAGCGGAGAAGAGACGUCAAGAGGAGGAUCUACAGAGGGAGAGAGAAAAAAAUCCUUCCCUCUCUCCUGCUGCCUCUCUUCGUGCAUCCUACGGGCAGCGAGGAGCGAAGAAGAGGAGCGAGGAGGAGCCGUCCAUCCGUCCGUCCGGCUGGCAUAUUUUUUCUACACUGCUUCCUUCCUUUCCCCGCGUUUUCUGAGGCUGUACGACGGUGGGUGGAGCGCAGGGAGAGCCGCCGAGAGCUCAAUCGGUGACACUGCUCCGCAGCAGCAGCAGUAGCAGCAGCUGAAGUAGAAGAAGAGGAGCGUCGGGAUGCUUAACAACCUGACCGACACAGAGGAGGGGGACGGAGGAGCGCAGAGCCAGGGUGACAGUAACCCCAAGGAGAGCAGCCCCUUCAUCAACAGCAGUGAUGCUGCUGCAGAGAAGAGCCAGCAGUAUGACGGCAAGAACAUGGCCUUGUUCGAGGAGGAGAUGGACACCAGCCCCAUGGUGUCGUCUCUCCUCAGCAGCCUCGCCAACUACUCCAACCUGCCCCAAGGAAGUAAGGAGCACGAGGAGGCCGAGAACAACGAGGCUGAGACGUCGCGCAAGAAACCCGUCAAGGCCCCCCAGCUCGGCACCCUGAUGGGUGUGUACCUGCCGUGCAUCCAGAACAUCUUCGGCGUCAUCCUCUUCCUCAGGAUGACCUGGCUGGUGGGGAUCGGAGGUGUUAUUGGGACCUUCGUCAUCGUCACCAUGUGCUGUACCACAACCAUGCUGACUGCCAUCUCGAUGAGUGCCAUCGCUACCAAUGGAGUAGUGCCAGCUGGAGGCUCCUACUACAUGAUUUCCCGCUCGCUUGGCCCAGAGUUUGGGGGAGCAGUGGGGAUCUGUUUCUAUCUGGGGACCACCUUCGCUGGAGCGAUGUACAUCCUGGGGGCCAUCGAGCUCCUCCUGAUCUACAUAGUGCCAAAAGCAGCUAUCUUCCCCCUGGAGGGUCUGGAGGGUGCAGAGGCAGAGGCCGCCCUGCUGAACAACAUGCGUGUGUACGGGACCAUCCUACUGUUCUCCAUGGCCACGGUGGUGUUUGUGGGCGUGAAGUACGUCAACAAGCUGGCCCUGGUCUUCCUGGCCUGCGUCAUCCUCUCCAUUCUGGCCGUCUACGCCGGGGUCAUCAAGACAGCAGUCGAUCCUCCAGUUUUCCCUGUGUGUCUCUUAGGCAACCGCACCUUAUUGUCGAAGAAUUUUGAUGUGUGUGCCAAGACCAUUGAGACAGCUAACGGGACAGUCACCACCCAGAUGUGGCGCAUUUUCUGUGACUCACCUUUCCUCAACGCUACCUGCGACAAGUACUUUGCUGCCAACAAUGUGUCUCAGAUCCAGGGCAUCCCGGGGGUCACCAGUGGAAUCCUAGCAGAGAACCUGUUUGGGACCUACUAUGAGAAGGGGGAUCUGGUUGCCAGAACCAACAUGGAGUCAGUGGAAGAUGCUGAUGAUCCUUUGACCAGCGCAAACCGCUAUGUGUUGGCCGACAUCACCAGCUUCUUCACUCUGCUGGUCGGCAUCUACUUCCCCUCUGUGACAGGGAUCAUGGCCGGCUCCAACCGAUCGGGAGACCUGCGUGAUGCCCAGAAGUCGAUCCCCAUUGGAACCAUUGCAGCCAUCACCACCACCUCCAUUGUCUAUAUGUCCAGUGUGGUUCUGUUUGGUGCCUGCAUCGAGGGUGUGGUCCUCAGGGACAAAUUUGGAGAAGGAGUCCACGGGAAUUUGGUGAUUGGCACAUUGGCUUGGCCGUCACCAUGGGUGAUCGUGAUUGGCUCCUUCUUCUCCACCUGUGGGGCGGGGCUUCAGAGUCUGACGGGAGCUCCUCGUCUCCUGCAGGCCAUUGCCAAGGACAGCAUUGUGCCUGCCCUUCGGAUCUUUGGUCACGGAAAGGCAAAUGGGGAGCCCACAUGGUCCCUCCUGCUGACAGCGUGUAUCUGCGAGAUAGGUAUCAUCAUUGCCUCCCUGGAUGCUGUGGCUCCCAUCCUCUCAAUGUUCUUCCUGAUGUGCUACAUGUUUGUAAACCUGGCCUGUGCCCUGCAGACCUUGCUGAGGACUCCCAACUGGAGACCUCGCUUUAAGUUUUACCACUGGACUCUGUCAUUCCUGGGGAUGAGCUUGUGUCUCACUCUAAUGUUCCUCUGCUCAUGGUACUACGCUAUCGUCGCCAUGGUAAUUGCCGGCUCCAUCUACAAGUACAUCGAGUUUGCAGGUGCGGAGAAAGAGUGGGGUGAUGGGAUACGAGGUCUGUCUCUGAGCGCUGCACGUUACGCACUCAUGCGGCUGGAGGAAGGUCCCCCUCACACCAAGAACUGGAGACCCCAGCUGUUGGUGCUGGUCAGUACAGAUUCAGAGCAGAAUGUGGAGCAACCUCGUCUGCUCUCUCUGACCAACCAGCUGAAGGCAGGAAAAGGCCUGACAAUCGUGGGAACAGCUCUGGAGGGAACCUUCCUGGAGAACUCCGACCGGAGCCAGCGUGCAGAGCAGGCGCUGCGUAAACUGAUGGAGACGGAGAAGGUGAAGGGCUUCUCUCAAGUGACGGUGUCCUCAAACUUACGUGAUGCCACUUCCCACCUCCUCCAGGCCAGUGGGCUGGGAGGCCUGAAACAUAACGCUGUGCUGGUUUCCUGGCCACGCAACUGGAAGCAGGGAGACGAGAACCAGACCUGGAGGAACUUUAUUGAGUUGGUCAGAGAAACCACAGCUGCUCACUUGGCUAUGCUCGUACCAAAGAACAUCUCAGCCUUCCCGUCUAAUGGCGAGCGCUUCACUGAGGGUCACAUUGACGUGUGGUGGAUUGUGCAUGAUGGAGGCAUGCUGAUGCUGCUGCCCUUCCUUCUCCGACAGCACAAGGUGUGGAGGAAGUGCAAGAUGCGCAUCUUCACCGUGGCCCAGUUGGACGACAACAGCAUCCAGAUGAAAAAGGACCUGACCACAUUCCUCUAUCACCUCCGUAUCGACGCCAUGGUGGAAGUUGUAGAAAUGCAUGACAGCGACAUCUCGGCCUACACUUAUGAGAAGACUCUGGUGAUGGAACAACGGUCGCAGAUGCUUAAACAGAUCAACCUGACCAAGACCGAGCGUGAGAGAGAGAUCCAGAGCAUCACUGAUUCAUCCCGCGGGUCUAUCCGCCGUAAGAAUCCGGCUGCUGUGACCACCCAGCUGAGUGUGACCGAGGAGCCGCCAGCAGCCAGCACAGAGGAAAAGCCUGAGGAAGAGUCAAAGUCGGCCUCUUCCCCUGUUUCCACCCCUGCUCAGGUCCAGCUCAUCCACGACAACACCAACCCAGCCAGCCCCGCAACCCCAGCCACCCCAGUGACCCCUGGAGAGGGGGCUAAGAGCCCCGGAGAGCAGGUCCAGAUGACCUGGACCGAGAAGCUUGACGGGGAGCCUGCCAAGCCACCGGGCGCAGCCACACCCGAGGGCAUCAAAGACAUCUUCAACAUGAAGCCAGAGUGGGAGAACCUGAACCAGUUCAAUGUGCGUCGUAUGCACACAGCACUCCGGCUGAAUGAAGUCAUCAUCAAGAAGUCCUCGGAGGCCAAGCUAGUCCUCCUCAAUAUGCCCGGGCCACCCAAGAACAGGACAGGUGAUGAGAACUACAUGGAGUUCCUCGAGGUCCUCACUGAUGGUCUCAACCGGGUACUCCUGGUCCGUGGGGGCGGCCGGGAGGUUAUCACUAUCUACUCCUGAAAGAGCAGCCCCUAUCCCCGCUACUCCCCCCUUCGCUCCUCCCUCAGCCCUGCUCCUGUGUCACCUGUACUCCCACCCUCUCAUCAGCCCUGUUUCAUCAUCACGUCCCUCUUACCAUUUCUUUCUGUAAGAUAGUCUUCUCACACCUAACCAAUAGCCCAGCUCAGCUUCAGCACCUCUCCCUCAGCUACAAACCCUUCAUUCUAGUCCAGUAAGCUACUAUAACUGUUGUAGGCUUUAGACUUAUUUGGAUGCUAUCUAGAUUUGUUCUUAAAGAGGCUUUCUUCCCUUCAGUAGUCUGUAACCUGCUGUAGUAACUCGCUUUGAGUCAGGAGGAGGAGGAGUGGGUGGUGUUGGUGUUGGUGUUGGUGGUGGGUUGUUAGCUGAGGUGUGAGCGCACAUGCAUGUAUGUGUCUGUCUUUGUAGAAAUCUGCAGUUUUUUGGUUGUUGUCCUUUUUUUUUUUUUCCUCUUUUUUCUUUUUUCAAAUACAAGUGUGGCAUAGCAGCGGCUUCUGCUCGAGAAGACCGAGAGCCGGCUGAAAUGAGCUCAGUGUUGGAUUUGUCUGUUUAGUUUUCCUCGUUGUGAUUGGACACCUCCCACAGCGCUCCAGCCUGUUUGUCUUUAUGUGAUUUUAACUUUCAAGGCAAAAGACACUGCUACCCCCACGGUCAGGACCACCAGCUGGAAGAAUAUGAACUGUGACAUUCACAUCGAUGUUCCAAGAGGACUGAAAAGUAACGUGGAUCAAAAGUGCAGUAUUCUCUCUCUAACCUGAUCACUUCCUUAGCAUGGCAUCCUUAUAACUGUGUGUUUUUACUCCACUUAAUCUGUCUUUCUACUCAUCUUCCUUUCAACUGAUUUCUUAGUGGCUGUUUAUCCCCGGGGCCACUGUUAGUGCCAAAAAAAAAAAAAAGAUACAAGGCUAGCUUAGUCUGUAGAUUGACACGUAAUUAAACUGUGAAUAGUGUGUUUCCUAGCAGAAGGCUGGUGUGACAGCAAAGUGGGGAGACAGUUAAACCCCCCCCCCACCCCCC
Molecule: messenger RNA, 4782 nt
Organism: Labrus bergylta (ballan wrasse)
Lineage: Eukaryota; Metazoa; Chordata; Actinopteri; Labriformes; Labridae
Gene: slc12a5a
Product: solute carrier family 12 member 5a
Biological process (GO): chloride transmembrane transport; chloride ion homeostasis; cell volume homeostasis
Cellular component (GO): plasma membrane
Molecular function (GO): potassium:chloride symporter activity
Source: RefSeq, a predicted model, not a curated record